AGGAAGACCGCUGGAUGGAGGAGCGCGCUCCGGCUCUCUCUAACGAGGGAAGGAUGCACCAGGAGAUGUAUGAGCUGAAGGGACUGCGGCCGGACACCGAGUAUGACGUCAUGAUAGUUGCUGAGAACAAGUAUGGCAGCUAUAGGGAGAGCGAGGAGACCAGCGUGUGGACAUUCCGCACACAAGCUGAGGGCGUUGAAGUACCCACGCCAGAGCCAGAGACCUAUUGGCCUGAGCCAGAGCCAGAAUCUGAGGGCGACAGUAAGCCGGAACAAGUACAGACGGAGGACAAGUCCGGGGCGGAGAGAACAAGAUGCGUCGGCGUUGCCAUGGCAAUCGUGAUGCUGCUGGCAACGAUGGUGGUGUGAGAAACAGAAACACUUGUUUUCCGCGGAGUUUCAUCGUUUGUUGCGUGCCGGCGCAUAGAUAUUCUACAAUAUACAUAUAUAUACACAUGCAUACAUAUGUUAAAUGUAUAUGUAUAUGUAUAUAUAUAUAUAUAAUGUAUAUUGUAAAUGGCUUCUAUGAUGCGCGGUGCCCUGUGUCGUGAGUGUGUAAUACGGAGUCAUGUCAGCAAUGAGCUGCCUCUCUCUCUCUCUCUCUCUCUCUCUCUCUCUCUCUCUCA
Messenger RNA from Priapulus caudatus, 625 nucleotides. RefSeq lists its product as uncharacterized. NCBI's taxonomy places the organism in Eukaryota, Metazoa, Priapulida, Priapulimorpha, Priapulimorphida, Priapulidae. The coding region runs from base 15 to 368 and encodes 117 amino acids. Gene Ontology annotation, molecular function: protein binding. The transcript is spliced from 3 exons. The record is from RefSeq and is a predicted model, not a curated record.